Messenger RNA from Drosophila obscura, 2817 nucleotides. RefSeq names its product DNA replication licensing factor MCM4 (gene dpa). The transcript is spliced from 6 exons. Gene Ontology annotation, molecular function: ATP hydrolysis activity; single-stranded DNA binding; single-stranded DNA helicase activity. Lineage: Eukaryota; Metazoa; Arthropoda; Insecta; Diptera; Drosophilidae. The record is from RefSeq and is a predicted model, not a curated record. Gene Ontology annotation, cellular component: nucleus; MCM complex. Bases 126 to 2726 code for a protein of 866 amino acids. Gene Ontology annotation, biological process: mitotic DNA replication initiation; double-strand break repair via break-induced replication; DNA strand elongation involved in DNA replication.
UCUGUCAAUUUUUCCCGCGCUUUAAUCGAGAAGAACCAGCGAGGCAUCUCACAAAAAAAAAAUAUUAAAACCAACUCUUAAUUCAGUGUUUAAACAACAGAAAAUAAAAAGCAACUAAAUCUGAAAUGUCAAGUCCCGCUCGAUCGCCCAGUGUCGGUUCUGCUACCCCAAAGCAAGCUGCGGGAGCCCGAACACCAACCAGAGGCAUUGCAACGCAGGAUGUGGAGACGCCCAUGCGAAUGGGUCCUGGCCGUGCAGCCAGGCCAUCGGACAACAUCAGUUUGCCACCCACAUCGCCGGGAAAUAUUAGCCUGCCUGCAACGAGCCCAGCGCGCGGUCUCGGAGUCAACAUGAGUGAGAUCGACCUGAGUUCACCCCUCAACUACGGCACGCCCAGCUCCAUGGGCUCCAUUCGCACGCCCCGGUCGGGCAUUCGCGGUACUCCGCUGCGUGCUCGUCCCGAUAUCCGGACAGACAAGCGAAUUCGUCAAGUGGCCAUUGGUGGCGGCUCUGGUCUGGAACCAAUACCCGAAAAGGGCUCAGAGACUACAGAUCCCGUCUCGGAGUCUUCGCAAGCUCCCCAGCUAGUCGUCUGGGGCACCAAUGUGGUUGUGAGCCAGUGCAAGUCAAAGUUCAAGUCGUUCAUCAUGCGCUUUAUCGAUCCGACCGCCGAGCAGGAUGAAAUCUCGGAGAACAUUGAUGUCAAUCAGCCGCUCUAUCUGCAAAAACUCGAGGAGAUUCACACACUGGAGGAGCCGUAUCUGAAUUUGAACAGUGCCCAUCUAAAGACCUUUGAUCAGGACUUGUACCGCCAGCUGAUCUGUUAUCCUCAGGAGGUGAUUCCCGGCUUCGACAUGGCCAUCAAUGAGAUGUUCUUCGAACGGUAUCCGGCCGCCCUGCUGGAGCACCAGAUACAGGUGCGUCCCUUCAAUGCCGACAAGACGCGCAAUAUGCGCUCCCUCAAUCCCGAGGACAUGGAUCAGUUGAUCAGUAUUUGCGGCAUGGUCAUCCGAUCCUCGAACAUCAUACCGGAAAUGCGCGAAGCCUUCUUCAGCUGCAACAUCUGCUCCUUCAGCACCACCGUCGAGGUGGAUCGCGGUCGCAUUUCGCAGCCAACGUUGUGCACCAACUGCAACACCAAUCACUGCUUCCGUCUCAUCCACAAUCGGUCCGAGUUUACGGACAAGCAGCUCAUCAAGCUGCAGGAAUCGCCCGACGACAUGGCUGCUGGUCAGACGCCCCACAACGUCCUUCUCUAUGCCCACAACGAUCUCGUCGACAAGGUCCAGCCCGGCGAUCGUGUCACAGUGACUGGUAUCUAUCGUGCCACGCCCCUCAAGGGCAGUGGCCAGCAAGUGAAGAGCGUGUACAAGACCCACGUCGAUGUUGUGCACUUCCGUAAAGUGGACAACAAGCGUCUGUACGAGGAUGAGGAAGGGAAGGAUCACAUUUUCCCGCCAGAGCGCGUUGAGCUGCUGCAGUUGCUGGCCAAGAAACCGGAUAUUUACGAUCGGCUGGCCAGGGCCAUCGCCCCCUCCAUUUAUGAGAACGACGACAUCAAGAAGGGAGUCCUCCUGCAGCUGUUCGGUGGCACCAAGAAGAAACACGCGACCCUGGGACGCCAGAACUUUAGGUCGGAGAUCCACUUGCUGCUCUGCGGUGAUCCGGGCACAUCAAAGUCUCAAAUGCUGCAGUACGUCUACAAUCUAGUGCCGCGCUCGCAGUACACCUCGGGACGGGGCUCUUCGGCCGUCGGCCUAACCGCCUAUGUGACCAAGGAUCCAGAAACACGCCAGCUUGUUCUGCAGACGGGUGCUCUGGUGCUGGCCGACAACGGUGUCUGUUGCAUCGAUGAGUUCGACAAAAUGAACGAUUCGACGCGCAGUGUUCUCCACGAGGUAAUGGAGCAGCAGACGCUGAGCAUUGCCAAGGCAGGAAUCAUCUGUCAGCUGAAUGCACGCACCUCGAUACUCGCAGCUGCCAAUCCCGCCGAGUCGCAGUGGAACAAGCGCAAGAACAUCAUCGACAACGUACAGUUGCCACACACCCUGCUCUCGCGGUUCGAUCUGAUUUUCUUGGUGCUGGACCCACAGGACGAGAUAUUCGACAAGCGUUUGGCCAGCCAUUUGGUCUCGCUCUACUACGUCACCAGGCACGAGGAGGAGGAUACCAUGUUUGACAUGAGUGUUCUGCGCGAUUACAUUGCCUAUGCCCGCGAGCAUUUGGCCCCCACUCUGUCGGACGAGGCCCAGCAGCGCCUGAUCCAAGCCUACGUCGAUAUGCGCAAGGUUGGUGCUGGACGUGGCCAGAUCUCGGCCUACCCUCGCCAGUUGGAGAGCCUAAUACGGCUGUCCGAAGCGCACGCCAAGGUACGGCUCAGCAACGAGGUUGAGUUGUUGGAUGUCGAGGAGGCCUGGCGACUCCAUCGCGAGGCCCUGAAGCAAUCAGCGACGGAUCCCCUCUCUGGCAAAAUCGACGUCGGCAUAUUGACCACUGGUCUCUCUACGGCUGCGCGCAAGAAGCGCGCAGAUCUGGUGGCAGCCAUUAAGGAGAACUUGAAAAAGAAGGGCAAAGUUCCCACAGUUCCCUAUCAAAAACUAUUCAAGGAGAUAAAGGAGGGCUCCCAAAUUUUAAUCACGCGCGAACAGUUUGAGGAUGCCCUGAAGGAAGUGCAGGAUGAAGGCGCCAUUGUUGUUAUGGGAAAAAAUACAAUUCGCAUAUGUUAAUUUAAUUUCGGCUGAUGCCAACCGCUCAUUCAUUCCCAUCAUCUUUACAAAAUCAUUUUAAAAUACAAAAAUAAAAAGUACAAGAAUUCAA